AUGAACACCCGUCAAUCCAUCGAUGACUCCAUCGGGCCAUAUUCACUAUCAGCAACAUUUAACCAUGAUAACAGCUGCUUCUCAGUUGGCCUAGAGACAGGCUUCUGUGUAUACAAUGCCAACCCUUGCGAGCUCAAGGUCAUGAGAGAUCUCAAUGCGGGUAUCGGAAUAGCGGAAAUGCUUGGCCAGUCGAAUUACAUGGCCAUCGUUGGGGGUGGAAAGAACCCUAAGUUCCCGCAGAACAAGUUGGUUAUUUGGGACGAUGCUAAACAGAAAGUGGCAAUCACUCUGGAGUUCCGCACCUCUGUCCUUGGGGUCCGUCUCUCCAAGUCAAAGAUCGUCGCUGUAUUAUUGAAUAGCGUCCAUGUCUUUGCAUUCUCCAACCCACCAAAGAAACUCUCGGUCUUCGAGACCUCUGACAACCCUCUGGGGCUAGCCUGUCUCGACUCUAAGGUGCUGGCCUUCCCUGGUCGGUCCCCAGGCCAGGUCCAGAUGAUAGAGCUGGAGACCGGCAACAUUAGCAUCAUACCCGCGCAUAGCACACCAUUGCGUGCCAUGGCUUUGAGUCCGGAUGGGAAGCUGCUGGCAACGGCGAGUGAGCUGGGAACGCUGGUUCGUAUAUUUGCUACAGGAAAUUGCACGAAGCUCGCAGAAUUGCGACGCGGCGUUGAUCACGCGUUAGUAUUUUCAGUUGCCUUUUCUCCAUCCAACACUUUGUUGGCGGUGACUUCCGACAAGUCGACCCUCCAUAUCUUUGAUAUCCCCCACCAGCAGCCGGUCUCCCGUCGCAGUCAGUCGCCGACACCGGUGGCAGAGGAAGCAUCUUCUAGCCACAAAUGGGGAAUCCUCGGCAAGAUCCCUCUGCUUCCUCGUGUGUUUUCAGAUGUUUAUUCAUUUGCAAAUGCACAUUUUGAGAUUGGCGAGCAAACCAAUCCCAGCUCGCCAUAUGUGUCACCAGUUGGAUCUUCACUUGGUCGGCCCCAAAAAGGACUCAUCGGCUGGUGUGACGACCAAACUAUUUUGGUAGUCGGGUCUGGGAGAGAAGGGCGCUGGGAGAAAUUCGUGAUUCGGGAUGGGGAGGAAGGCAAAAGAUACUGUCUGCGGGAUGGCUGGAAGAGGUACCUUCGCGGUUGA
This is a messenger RNA of Penicillium bovifimosum, 1134 nucleotides long. Its product is annotated as phosphatidylinositol-3,5-bisphosphate binding protein HSV2. Lineage: Eukaryota; Fungi; Ascomycota; Eurotiomycetes; Eurotiales; Aspergillaceae. Gene Ontology annotation, biological process: protein lipidation; protein localization to phagophore assembly site; nucleophagy. The record is from RefSeq and is a predicted model, not a curated record. Bases 1 to 1134 code for a protein of 377 amino acids. Gene Ontology annotation, molecular function: phosphatidylinositol-3,5-bisphosphate binding; protein binding; phosphatidylinositol-3-phosphate binding. Gene Ontology annotation, cellular component: extrinsic component of membrane; phagophore assembly site membrane; cytosol. The transcript is spliced from 5 exons.